Molecule: messenger RNA, 2804 nt
Organism: Lemur catta (Ring-tailed lemur)
Lineage: Eukaryota; Metazoa; Chordata; Mammalia; Primates; Lemuridae
Gene: LDLR
Product: low density lipoprotein receptor
Exons: 18
Coding region: 106-2718 (870 amino acids)
Molecular function (GO): calcium ion binding; protein binding
Source: RefSeq, a predicted model, not a curated record
UCCUCCCCUUGCUGGAAACCUCACAUUGAAACGCUGCAAAUGACUAGGGCGCACCGUGCAGUCGCGGGAAGCCUGAGUUUCCAGCGCAGGCACUAAGGGGUCGCGAUGUGGCUCGGGAUGUUGCGAGCGGAGGCUGCCACCAUGGGGUCCGGGGGGUGGAGGCUGCGCUGGGCCGUCGCCCUGCUCCUCGCCGCGGCGGGGGCUGCAGUGGAAGACACAUGUGAGAGGAACGAGUUCCGAUGUCAAAACGGGAAAUGCAUCUCCUACAAGUGGGUUUGUGACGGCAGCGCCGAGUGCUCAGAUGGUUCUGAUGAGUUCCAAGAGACCUGCAUGUCGGUCACCUGCAAAUCGGUGGACUUCAGCUGCGGGGGCCGUGUCAACCGCUGCAUCCCUCAGUUCUGGAGGUGCGACGGCCAAGUAGACUGUGAGAACGGCUCGGACGAGCAGGGCUGUCCCCCCAAGACGUGCUCCCAGGACGAGUUCCGCUGUCACGACGGCAAGUGCAUCGCCCAGCAGUUCGUCUGCGAUGCGGACCGGGACUGCCUGGACGGCUCAGACGAGGCCUCGUGCCCCGUGACCACCUGCAGCCCCGCGAACUUCCGGUGCAACGAUUCCACCUGCAUCCCUGAGCUGUGGGCCUGUGACGGCGACCCCGACUGCAAGGAUGGCUCCGAUGAGUGGCCGCAGCGCUGCGGGGGCCGAGACACAGCCGCCCCCCAAGGUGACAACGGCCCCUGCUCUGCCCACGAAUUCCACUGUCGCAGCGGCGAGUGCAUCCACAGCAGCUGGCGCUGUGACGGCGGCCCCGACUGCAAGGACAAGUCUGACGAGGAGAACUGCGCUGUGGCCACCUGUCGCCCUGACGAAUUCCAGUGCUCAGACGGGACCUGUAUACACGGCAGCCGGCAGUGUGACCGGGAGUAUGACUGCAAGGACAUGAGCGAUGAACUUGGCUGUAUCAACGUGACACUUUGCGAAGGGCCCAACAAGUUCAAAUGCCACAGCGGCGAAUGCAUCACUCUGGACAAAGUGUGCAACUCGGUCAGGGACUGCCGGGACUGGUCGGACGAGCCCAUCAAGGAGUGCGGCACCAACGAGUGCUUGGACAGCAACGGAGGCUGCUCCCACAUCUGCAACGACCUCAAGAUCGGCCACGAGUGUCUGUGUCCUGACGGUUACCGGCUGGUGGACCAGCGACGAUGUGAAGAUAUUGACGAGUGUCAGGAGCCCGACACCUGCAGCCAGCUCUGCGUGAACCUGGAGGGGGGCUAUAAAUGCGAGUGUCUGGACGGCUUCCAGCUAGACCCCCACACCAAGGCCUGCAAGGCGGCAGGAUCCAUCGCCUACCUCUUCUUCACCAACCGCCACGAGGUGCGCAAGAUGACGCUGGACAGGAGUGAGUACACCAGCCUCAUCCCCAACCUGAAGAACGUGGUGGCUCUGGACACGGAGGUGGCCAGCAACAGAAUCUACUGGUCCGACCUGUCCCAGAGGAAGAUCUACAGCACCCAGAUUGACGGCGCCCACGGCUUCUCCUCCUACGACACCGUCAUCAGCGGAGACCUCCAGGCCCCCGACGGGCUGGCUGUGGACUGGAUCCACGGCAACAUCUACUGGACCGACUCCGUCCCGGGCACCGUCUCUGUGGCGGACACCAAGGGCGUGAAGAGGAAAACGCUAUUCAAGGAGACGGGCUCCAAGCCGAGGGCCAUCGUGGUGGACCCUGUUCACGGCUUCAUGUACUGGACCGACUGGGGAAGCCCUGCCAAGAUCAAGAAAGGGGGCCUGAACGGCGUGGAUGUGUAUUCGCUGGUGACAGAAGACAUCCAGUGGCCCAACGGCAUCACCCUGGAUCUUUCCAGCGGCCGCCUCUACUGGGUUGACUCCAAACUGCACUCCAUCUCCAGCGUCGAUGUCAACGGUGGCAACCGGAAGACAGUCUUGGAGGACGAGAAGAGACUGGCCCAUCCCUUCUCCCUGGCCAUUUUUGAGGACAAAGUGUUUUGGACGGACAUCAUCAAUGAAGCUAUAUUCAGUGCCAACCGCCUCACAGGCUCGGACAUUAAUUUGGUGGCUGAGAACCUGUUGUCCCCAGAGGACAUGGUCCUCUUUCACAACCUCACCCAGCCGAGAGGGGUGAACUGGUGUGAGAGGUCCACACUCCACAAUGGUGGCUGCCAGUACCUGUGUCUCCCGGCCCCGCAGAUCAACCCACGCUCACCCAAGUUCACCUGUGCCUGCCCCGACGGCAUGCUGCUAGCCAAGGACAUGAGGAGCUGCCUCACAGAGGCUCAGCCCGUACUGACCACCCAGGGGACCUCCAGGGUCAGCUCUCCAGCCGUGGGGCCAAAGCACACGGCCACCCGGCCUGCUCCUGGCACCUCCCGGACACCUGUGGCCGUUGCUGGGCUCACCACGGCAGAGACGGUGACGAUGUCAUUCCAAGCCCUGGGUGACGUCCCCAGCAGAGGAAACGAGGAGAAGCCUGGGGGCGUGGGGGCCCUGUCCAUCAUCCUCCCCAUUGCGUUCCUUGUCCUGUUCUGCUUUGGGGGCUUCCUCCUCUGGAAGAACUGGCGGCUCAAGAACAUUAAUAGCAUCAACUUUGACAACCCCGUGUACCAGAAGACCACAGAGGAUGAGGUGCAUAUCUGCCGCAGCCAGGACGGCUACACCUACCCCUCGAGACAGAUGGUCAGCCUGGAAGAUGACGUGGCGUGAACAUUGGCUUCGAGUCCUGUCCCUCCCCGGAACCUGCUGCCACUUGGUGGCAGGAAGAACACUUUCUCCCAGGACCCUGCACCGAC